AUGAAAUCAACAUUGCCUGGCCAUGGACGGAGCAAGCUCGGAUACCUCGCCGACCUCAUCUAUCCCGUCAUCCGCAAUCCGCCCUUCUACCCGGCCUUUCCAUCCAUCUCUUUUGCUACCCUGGGAGCAGGCUUCAAUAUCAAACCUGGGCCCAGCCUCGGAUCUGGUGGACCUGGGUCAUUAAGUCAGCGAGAGCAACGGAACCUCCGCAGUCUAACGGGGACGCUCAGGGCAAAACAUAUCGACUCGGCAGGCUUCAAUUGCAAUGGUAAACAUGGGGGGAGCCGUCUGAACAAGCAUCGGAAAUCUGCAGCCAGCGCCUCCACCGCUUUACCAAGAGUUACUGUGUUCGCAGCCAAUGCCAAUGCGAGUGCCUCACCGCGUCCAUGCUAUUGGUUCUCGGCUCCUGCCCCUCCUCCUCUUCUUCGCCUCAACCUGCCUAUCAGAGUUGCUAUGCACACUUCGACACAUUCGACCAUCGUCUCGCCUGAACCAUCUCAAGCACGGCAGGUCCGUUGUCCAGCAACAACAACAACCGCAGCAGCAAUGACGGACACUCUUCAUUACACACCGCUUAUGAUCGGUCUACACAUGAGUUUGUUUUCGGUAACCUGUUGCGAAAGCUCGAGGGAAGCAUCGUGGAAUAUCGGCAGACUGGGACAUAUGUGA
Colletotrichum truncatum is the source of this 669-nucleotide messenger RNA. RefSeq lists its product as uncharacterized. Lineage: Eukaryota; Fungi; Ascomycota; Sordariomycetes; Glomerellales; Glomerellaceae. The record is from RefSeq and is a predicted model, not a curated record.